Messenger RNA from Parathielavia appendiculata, 1458 nucleotides. RefSeq names its product PH domain-like protein. Gene Ontology annotation, molecular function: mRNA binding; enzyme activator activity. Gene Ontology annotation, biological process: positive regulation of catalytic activity; deadenylation-independent decapping of nuclear-transcribed mRNA; deadenylation-dependent decapping of nuclear-transcribed mRNA. The record is from RefSeq and is a predicted model, not a curated record. NCBI's taxonomy places the organism in Eukaryota, Fungi, Ascomycota, Sordariomycetes, Sordariales, Chaetomiaceae. The coding region runs from base 1 to 1458 and encodes 485 amino acids. The transcript has 5 exons. Gene Ontology annotation, cellular component: P-body.
AUGAGCCGAGUAACCCCUCGCCGGUCGCGACACCGGCACCAGGCUAGCAACAGCGGAGCGCGCCAGGCGGCCGCCUCCGACUACGACUCCGACGCCGCCCAGCACCUCGAGAGUCGCGAGGCGACGAACCCGCAGCCUGCGCGCGAUAACACCGAGCUCAGCCUGCGCGUGCUUCGCCGCUACCAGCCCAGCAUCCGCUCCAUCCUGGCCAUCGCCGCCAACGCUGUCGCCUACACCUUUCUCGAGUCAACACAAGGGUGGGAAAAGCACGGCGCAGAGGGUACCCUGUUCGUCUGCGAGCAGGAGCCCAUCGUCGCGCCCACUGGCCAGGUGCUACCGCGCGUGUGCGUGUUUGUGCUCAACCGCCGGAGCAUGGAGAACCUCGAAGUGGAUCUGCUGCGCGUCACGGAUUGUGAGGUGGUCGGGGAGCUUAUUGUCUUUCGACUAGAGGAUGACGUCGCCGGGAAUAAUCACCAGGGCGAGGAGGCGGGAGCUGGGAAAAAGGUUUUGGGCCUUUGGAUCCAUGCGGACGAGAGCAACACGCGGGAAGUCCACGCCAGCUUGAUUCUGGGUGCCUGGCAGCAGAGUCGGCAGACCUUGGAGGUGUGUGCUCAGGCGGCGACGGCAGGGCAAUUGGACAGCGGCGCGUUUGCGCCCGAGGAGGCCGGGGCCGAUUCCGCGGCAGGGAAGCGACUCAGCAUGACGGAGCUGUUUGGGAAGAAGAACGGCGCCUUGCUUUGGUCACUCAUCAACCGUCUCAGAUCCUCGCCCUUUUCAUGCUCGAAGAUGACUCCCGCUAUGGCUACAGGAGGCGACGCCACACGAGACGCAAAUCACUCGACCGCCAGCGACAACGUUGUUGGCCCGGCUUUGGAGAACCAAAUCUCUCUCGUGUCGUCAUUCGAAAAAUGGCUAGCCCAGAGAACGGAAGCCAAUGCUAAGCACAACAGCAUUAUUGCCAAGGUGCAAGAACGGCUGAACAGCUACAAACGGUGGCUUCUUGAAGCUCAGAAGGCACAAGAGAAUGUGUCAGAGAAUACCGACCUCUGGGCCAUGAAUGCGCGCGUCCGGCGUGAGAGCGAUGGUGCGCCAGUCAUCGUCGUCACCGGACCAGGCGCCGAUGAGCCAAUUGAGGUGGCGCCCAAGGACGAGAAAGAGCUUGAGUAUCUCAUUAAUGACGGUUUCCUGGGCUACAUGAUCAAGAUCUGCCACGCAUUUGCCAAAGCCCAAGGCACCAUGCAAUCGCUGCUUCGGACGGCAAACGAGGUGGAGCAGGAAAGAUUGCUGCUCAGCCAACCACCUGAGGUUACAGUCAAUACAUACAUCCGCCGUCUCCAAAAAUACAACGAUAUCAAGGAUAUCGGUGAACAGCUCAUCGGCCUCGUCGCUGAAAAUCGAGGGAUUCCUGUACGGACGCUGUACGAGAACGGGGAAUACGGCGUUGGUAUGCCGAGGUAG